AUGUUCGAUCCUCCGGAAAUCGAUCUGGGAGAAUGGGAUGGUUUUGUGGACACAGACAAUCCAGUUGCAAAUGAUGAUGUGGACGAAGAGUACUGCAAUGCCGUUGAGUGGAAUGUUGUGGGCUUCUUGCCAAUAGGUGGAAGUUUGUACAUAGUGCAGGGAUGGUCAGCGAAAAAAAAAGAAGGAACUCGACACUGGUUCCAUUUCGAAGCAGCUCGGCGAGGACAGGAGAUAAUUGCUGUCUGUAUGUGUGGCCAGGGCGAUUUCAGCUGUAUCCACCAAAGAUAUUUUCGUAAAUGUAUCUCACCAAAUCAGGAAGGCGAGGAAAAUGUGCCAGAACGACUGGCCAGGAUAGUUCUUUUUCACCGGGAGUCUGUGAGCAGCGGACAAGUCAUACAUCGUUUCUCCGUUUCGAAAAAUGGAGGCACCACAAGUUUACAUGGUCGAGCGAUUGUAAUUCAUGAAGGUCGUGAUGAUGGUGAUGGUCUUUGGCGGUGUUUGAGGGAUAGCACACAGUGCAUCCAUAUUGCAGCUGCCAGACGCUACCUGAAGAACGGAAUACAGGAGAUUGAAAGCGAUGAAGAAUUAGAGGAUAUGAUGGAAGAGAUUGAGGGCAUAAACCUAAAUUGCGCUAUAUCAUUUCAGCUUGUAUUGCCACCAAAAUGGUGCGAGCUUAAGACGGAUCAGCUCUUAUACCCCCGUCCUCCACCACUCCGACAGGUUCCAGAGACUCUGGGUAUGGACAGAGAAGGUGCCUGUGCUUGUCGAGAUGGGAGCCGAAGACUGUACGAUAAAAACCUUCCAACAUUCCUACGGAAGUGUACAGUGUACACACUAAGUAGAGCGGCACAUACCAGUAUUGAGCUUCAGAGGUGUACAUCCUGCAAAAGGCAGUACGUUGGGCCUGAAACACGACAUCUCGGAUUAUUUAAUCUCAACAACUCUCUGCUUUUCACUCAUGAGCUACUGGACGAGUACACAAGUGCAUUCACCUCCUCGGAGACGCCAUUCAAUGCCUGGGUGCAACAAGUCAGUAGAAGAUAUCAAGCUGAGGAUAACUCCAUACCUUUUGUGGGCGUUGAUACCUUCCGUGCUGCUUGGUUCGCAUAUGCUCGAUUGAUAAACUUUGAAGGAGAUAAGCAGUGCCAGCGUUGCGGAGAAGAACCUGAGAAUGUCGUAUGGGAUGGGGUGACUCUUGCCUACGCCAGGAAACAGCUUAGGGCCGGACUUAGACCCCCUACAACAGUGGACAGUGAUUCACCUGUCCGUCCACGUACUGUUGCGAAGCGAAAGGAGUGGCUAGAGGACAGUGUUGCUCGUAAACGAUUACACCACUGGAUUGCCAAAGGUGGUAUGAGCUGGGGUAAUGAUGAGAAGGAACGAGGGCCUGCAGAGGAGAGACAGAGGGAAUAUCCUGGCAUUGUGGAAUCUCUGCAGUGCGUGAACAAGCACUUGGCGUUUCUCUUUGAAGAGUAUUUAGGAAACAAAGCAAUGGAGAGAAAUGGAAAGUGGAAACCUCAGAGAGAAUACAAAGCUUUUUUUGAGAUGGUACGUUCUUUCAAAAGUAUAAGAAUAGCGGAGCUCACUCUAACCACAAUUACAGAUUAG
Molecule: messenger RNA, 1608 nt
Organism: Lentinula edodes (shiitake mushroom)
Lineage: Eukaryota; Fungi; Basidiomycota; Agaricomycetes; Agaricales; Omphalotaceae
Exons: 4
Coding region: 1-1608 (535 amino acids)
Source: RefSeq, a predicted model, not a curated record